This is a messenger RNA of Dunckerocampus dactyliophorus (ringed pipefish), 4513 nucleotides long. Its product is annotated as kelch-like protein 28. The coding region runs from base 149 to 1864 and encodes 571 amino acids. Lineage: Eukaryota; Metazoa; Chordata; Actinopteri; Syngnathiformes; Syngnathidae. The transcript is spliced from 6 exons. The record is from RefSeq and is a predicted model, not a curated record. Gene Ontology annotation, molecular function: protein binding.
CAAGAACUCAUCUGUAGCUUUGUAGCUAGCUUGGCAGUUGGUUGUUUUCCUAAUAGCCGCCCGGGGUUCCCACACGUCGUCACCGCUGAACUCCAUCACUGCAAAAUCGAUUACCACAGCGGCUCACCGGGCAGACAAUAAGUUCCAGAUGGAUCAACAGGACCAAGCCUAUAUGUUUGCCAGUCUUACACGGCCGCAUUCUGAACAGCUGCUGCAAGGCCUUCAGCUCUUGCGGCAGGAUCACGAACUAUGUGACAUUGUGCUUCGUGUGGGUGAUGCCAAGAUCCAUGCCCACAAAGUAGUGCUGGCCAGCAUCAGCCCUUACUUCAAGGCCAUGUUUACGGGUAACCUGUCCGAAAAGGAGACUGCUGAAGUUGAAUUCCAGUGCAUUGACGAGACUGCCUUGCAGGCCAUUGUUGAGUAUGCUUACACUGGCACAGUAUUUAUCUCCCAGGAAACUGUGGAAUCUCUGCUACCAGCAGCCAACCUUCUCCAGGUCAAGCUUGUACUAAAGGAGUGCUGCUCCUUCUUAGAGAGUCAGCUGGAUGCUGGGAACUGUAUCGGCAUCUCUCGCUUUGCAGAGACAUAUGGCUGCCAUGAUUUGUGCCUGGCUGCAACUAAGUUCAUCUGUGAGAAUUUUGAAGAAGUUUGUCAGACCGAGGAGUUUUUUGAACUAACAAGAGCAGAGUUGGAUGAAAUAGUAUCCAAUGACUGCCUUAAAGUGGUGACAGAGGAGACUGUAUUUUACGCCUUGGAGUCAUGGAUUAAAUAUGAUGUAACUGAACGACAACAGCAUUUAGCUCAGCUGCUGCACUGUGUGCGCCUUCCUCUCCUCAGCGUCAAAUUUCUGACUCGUUUAUACGAAGCCAACCAUCUUAUACGAGAUGACCACGCGUGCAAGCACCUACUCAACGAGGCCCUCAAAUAUCAUUUUAUGCCUGAGCACCGACUGUCCUAUCAAACUGUCCUGUCUGCACGACCAAGGUGUGCUCCAAAGGUGCUGCUGGCAGUAGGAGGCAAGGCUGGACUGUUUGCCACAUUAGAAAGCACGGAGAUGUAUUUCCCUCAGACAGACUCAUGGAUAGGACUAGCCCCUCUCAGCGUGCCCAGAUACGAGUUUGGAGUGGCAGUGCUUGACCACAAGGUGUACGUAGUGGGAGGCAUUGCAACACACAUGCGUCAGGGCAUUAGCUACAGGAGACAUGAAAGCACAGUGGAAAGCUGGGAUCCGGAAAGCAACACCUGGUCUUCAGUCGAGCAUAUGGCCGAAUGUCGCAGUACACUUGGGGUGGUGGUCCUUGCUGGAGAGCUGUAUGCACUGGGAGGCUAUGAUGGCCAAUAUUACCUCCAGUCAGGGGAAAAAUACGUCCCCAAGUUGAAGGAGUGGCAACCUGUGGCACCCAUGACCAAAUCUCGGAGCUGCUUUGCAACCGCUGUGCUGGAUGGCAUGGUGUAUGCCAUUGGGGGAUAUGGACCCGCGCAUAUGAACAGUGUGGAGCGGUACGAUCUGAGCAAGGAUGCUUGGGAAAUGGUAGCCCCCAUGGCAGACAAGAGGAUCAACUUUGGAGUUGGCGUCAUGCUUGGCUUCAUAUUUGUGGUGGGGGGACACAAUGGAGUCUCUCACCUGUCCAGCAUCGAGAGGUAUGAUCCGCAUCAGAACCAGUGGACAGCCUGUCGACCAAUGAAUGAUCCACGCACUGGUGUGGGCUCAGCUAUUGUAGACAAUUACCUGUAUGUGGUGGGAGGUCACUCAGGAUCCUCUUACCUGAACACUGUCCAACGCUACGAUCCCAUCUCAGACAGUUGGUUGGACUCCAGCGGCAUGAUGUACUGUCGAUGUAACUUUGGUCUUACUUCCCUUUGACCCAUGGCCCAGCCAGCUAGCACUUAAUGAGACACCUAAUUAGACACAAAGACCCUUCCCCCCCCAGUUGUAUCCUCUUCCUGCCCCACAUUCAUCCUCCUGGUGCAAAGGAGUGCCAAACACCAGCAUGAGAGACUGUGGACAAGGAGGCUGCUGGAUGGAUGGAUGGAUGUGAUAGGCUAGCUAGCUGGCCAUGGGGGGAGGUGUAGGCUGCAAACAUUAAGAGCUUCACUCUUCUGCGGACAAAAAGGCCUGAUGAUCGGAUGUCUGCUCUUACGGCCCCGAAGAGAUGACUGCUCUGUCUGCUGGACCACAAUGAGGACUAGGAGCCAUUUCCCAGAGGACUGUGGGAGAAACUUGUCACUUUAAUUUGAAUAUUUUGUUUUACUUUGACCAUUUUUUUUCUUCCAUGCCUUGUAAACACUUAAAUCUUUUUCUAAUUUCCCUUGCUGCAACAAGGACCAUGUGUUCAACUUCUGGAGAACACUGUAGUUUUCUUGUGAAUAUAUGUGUGUUGGCCGUGUAGAUGGGUGUAUGUCUGUGUGUAUGCUCAAGCGGUAUGUGCAUGUCGGAUAACAUUGUUUUUGUUUGUGUCUGCAUGUGGAACGAAUGCUUGUGCCUGGUGACACAAGGUUCUGCAACACAAUAUGUGCGUCACAAAAUGAGGACUUAGAAUAUUUUUUCAACAAGGGCUGCCUUUCUCUCUUGUGUAAAUAGUCCAAGUUCAAUAUAUAGAUAUAAAUAUAACCUUAAUGCAUCGCCCUGUAAAUGUUUUACCACACUGGGUCGUCUAUGUAUGUAUGUAUGUAUGUAUGUAUGUAUGUAUUUAUGUAUGUGGAUGAGGAGGUGACAAAUUCUGAAGUCAACCUCUCGUCUGCUUCAUUGUCUGUUUUCGCCUCUGUUGUGUCUUUCAGGGCAUGUUGUGCACUCUUCUUUUUGUUGAACCUGACCCUCUUUGCACCCUUUGGUCUGUCUGCAACACCAACUGGUGCUAUUUUUAGGCUUCAACUGCAGAUCUGUGUUGCCUCACACAACUGGGUCAACCGCUGUCUGCUUCACGACUGUCUUAGGUGUUCAUUUGUUAAAACACACGCACUCCACGAUACAAAAAUGAGAAGCCCGCACACCAUCACUCACUAUAUUUUACGUGAGAUUUUUUUGUUUUCUGGAGAAGUCAUGCACCCAGAAUCAAUGGCUCAGCUGUAGAUUAAAUGUAUUAUCCAUGCCAACAAAACUUUGGUCACAAUCUUAGCAAGUGCCGAAGCAUUAUCCACUUUUUGGUGCAACCCUUGUUCCCACCCCCCUACCCCGUAUCUGCAAAAAAUUGCAGCCAGCAUUCCUUGUGUUCUAUGUCAAGAUAUGUAUUUUUUUUUUUUAGUUCUACUUUGUGGGGUUAAAUCUAGCCAUGCUGUCAAACAGUAUGUUGACUGGUGGAGAAGAUGUCACAGGAUAGCGGAAGUCUUCGGUGUAGUUGGCACUUACCAAACUCAAUGAUACAUAUUGUGAGUUGUACAUUAUGUUUUAAUGUAGGCUAGCAGGAUUUAGCUCAUGCAAUAAGACUUCCUGUUGGUGUUUAUAUGUGUCUCUGUAAAAAGCCAAGGCGAUUUAUUGCUGUAACAGAGCAUGUGUUUAACACUUGUGGCUGCUCAUGUUGUUGUACGACUAAACACCACAUGGUGUGCAUGUUUUAUUUUGUUCAUAUGAAUGUUAAAUUUAGGUUAUUUUUAGCUACAGGUAGAUUCAAAUGGACUGUUCCAAAUACUAUGAUAACCACAUUUUGGGCAUAUGUCUGUCUAUCCAUGAGCUACACUGUUUAAAUAGCCUGGCAAUGGUCACUUCCACAUUGUGCCCGUACUUUAAUAUGAUAGAGUUAACCAUUACUUCCCUGAACAAUUCAAACCAAUAGUAACAUAAGUUACAUCCACCUUGCAAACUGGUAAGGUUUUUUUUUUUAACAUACUUUAAAAUGUUUCUGCAAUUUUGAAGCGUAAUAUUUAAAGAAAUGUGAAUGAGUGAAGUAUUUAUGAUUUUAUGUUUUUGUUUGAUGAUCUGUAACUUUUGUUUUUUUGGCUCCCUUCCUGAGUAUGCAGCACAAGUCACGCAGGCGUAAUUAUGUGCUGCUGCCAUGAUAUAGCUUUUCUUUUUUUUUUCAAGCAUAUGCCAACUGAUUUUGGAGAAAGGCUAACGAAAAAUCUGCAAACGUGAAUCUGCAAAAAGAAAAAGGACGCUAAACCUGAGUUUCUACAAAUGUUCUCUUGUGGCCUGUCAUUGCCACCACUCUUACCAAAGUGCUUGUUUAAAGACAUCCAGUCCACUCGUACGCAGUUUGUCUGGAGGAAAAGAAAACCAUUUGAAACUGAUGUCAAUGCUAGCCAAAUGAUCACUCUGCUUGCUUUGUUUUUUUUUUUUUACAUGUCCCAUUUGUAGACCUGGAGUGAGGUGAUGGUCGUGAACUUGAGUAUCCUGUGGAUGAAUACUGGAUGUACAAUCUAACCCUCAAAACCGUAGCCUUCCACAUUUGAUUGAAAUCCAUUUUACAUACAUAAUUGUCUGUCUGUGAGGUGCAGUUGUACCCAGUUUUAAAAUAAAUGCCUGCCUUAAAAGGUACAGUCUGCUUUUCUCAUGUAAAAAAUGUUAUGUAGCACCAAA